Malania oleifera is the source of this 2294-nucleotide messenger RNA. RefSeq lists its product as uncharacterized. Lineage: Eukaryota; Viridiplantae; Streptophyta; Magnoliopsida; Santalales; Ximeniaceae. The transcript has a single exon. Bases 801 to 1772 code for a protein of 323 amino acids. The record is from RefSeq and is a predicted model, not a curated record.
AAAGAAAUAGAUAUUUAAUUAAAAUUGUAACAAGACUGCGAGACUACCAUUAUUGAUUUAACUAAGAAGAACUAAAACAAAAAGAAAGAACAAACAAAGAGCAUUAAAAAUGUAAUCAAUGAGAAAUUGACACAUCCCUUUCUUUUUUUUUUUUUGCUCUUUGGUGAUGCCAUGUGAGCGGCCCUCGAUAGAUGCGACCUCUCAACCAUAAAGCUACUACAGGAUUUGGCGACCCUUCUGCCCUAGUGGUUAAUGGUUUUCUCGGCUCCCUGUUUUUGUGCAUUUCAAGCUUUAACAAACGUGGGUUUUUUAUUUUUUUUCCCCCUUAAUUAACCUCGUUCUUGAAGAACCUACGGUCUUGAAAUGUAGCUUAUGUGUCUGAGUGAGAGAAGAGAUUAUUCACCACUGGGUCGCUUAUUUUUCUAAUGGGCUGUGGAAAAGCUAGAUGUGUGGAGCUUUAUUAGUUAUUAUGUUUCAUCAUUACUGAGUGUGACUUUCAGAGAAAAGGAAAAGAGAGCUCCCUUGAAUGUUUGAGCAGGUGCGUGUUUGGGGUUUUGUGGUAUCUCACUGCUUUUCUUUCUUUUUCUUUCCUUCUUUGUGUCUCAGUUAGAGUUUAUGAUCUAGGCUUGUGGGUGUGAUUGGGUUUGCAAAAAAAAUGAGACUGCUUGGCAGUUCCUGUUAGAUUUUCCAGAAGGAUUUUUCUCCCAGCGAGUGUAGUUGGUGUUGUAAGGCUUGGUAAUUGCAGAAGGGAAGCUUGCGGAUUUCAAUUUGCUCUGUGAUGCGAUUCAGAGGGGGGGGAAAUGAAAUCUUUGAGUAAUGUGGGACUUGGUUUGAGCAUGGUGUUUGGGUGUCUUCUCUUAGCUCUAAUUGCAGAGCUGUACUACUUGUUGUGGUGGAAGAAGAGGUUAACGAGCAGACAGAUUGAAGAUGGGUACAGCAGCCCUGCGAGAGAGCUCUUGUACAUGUUCUGCUGGAAAAAGCCUUCUUCGCUGAGCUCCACAGCUCUGAAUCCUCAGGAACUGUGUUCAUCCCUGAGAGUCGCUGACAGCGCCCAUGCCCACGAACCAGAAUCUGCUCAGCUUCAUGUCCAUUCAAACAAGGAUUUGCUGCUCAAAUCCUUUGGGGACGAUGGUGUGGAGGCAGAGCUCAUGAGGCUGCAUCAUCUCGCAGGACCACCAAGAUUUCUCUUCACCAUUAAGGAAGAAACAAAGGAGGAUUUAGAGUCUGAAGAUGGGAAAUCAAAAGGAGAUGCCAAGAGUAGAAAAGGUUCAAGGAGUAGGAGCUUCAGUGACCUCCUUGUCACUGUGGAGACUCCAUUCUUAACCCCUCUGGCUUCCCCACCAUACUUCACUCCUCCUCUUACUCCUAUGGAGUCCUACUACAACCACAAUGGAUUCAAUCCACUCUUUGAAUCAUCUACAGAUGCAGAGAUUAGCAAAAUAAGGUCAUCCCCACCUCCUAAAUUCAAGUUCUUGAAGGACGCAGAGGAGAAACUUUAUAGGAGACUAACGGAGGAAGCUGAGAAGGGAGUUCAUAAGACUGAGAGUGCUGCUCAAGAUGAUUGGGCUAAAGCUCCUCCUACUUCAAAGCCUCUCAAAGAGGAGGAAGAUGGAUCCUUCAUCACGAUAGUUGUUGCCAAAAACAAUGAGAAAGAGCUCAAUUGCCACAACCAUCUACAAGAACACCAUUCAAGCUCCCCACAGGUACUUCCUGUGAUAUCUUCCGCUUCAACAGUUAGAACAUCAGCUAACAAGAAAUCCACCCAGCAUUAGAUCUCCAUCAACUCAAUUGAAAUGGGUUUUGCUUCUAAUAAUUAUUUCCCUAAUUUUUCUUGCUCUGAGUUAACUCUUUUUCUUCUUCUUCUUCUUCUUCUUCUUCUUCUUCUUCUUUUUGCCUUUUUUUUUGGGCGUUUUCUAUGGAGUUGUUGAGAGGAGGGGUUAUUUGGGCAGGCUGCAAAACCCUUUUGCAAUCCAUCUUGAAUUUCAGAAGGGGGAGACAAAAUUCUGUGCAAAAUUGAUGUUGAGAGGUGGCUUUAGUGCAAGUGGGGGACCUGUGGGGGUUACUUGUUUUGUUCAAUCUCCAUGACUCCUGAGCUGUCUGAAUCCAUAAUGUAAUGAUUCAUGGUUCAUGUGGGGGGUGGUGGCAGUACUGAUUUUUCUUCUUGAAAGAGCAGUGUGAUUCUUUUCAAGGUUAAGCCUUUUCUCAUUUGUCCUCUUUCCCUUCUCUCAUGCUUCGAGAUGUGUAUAAACAAAUAUUGGUGCCAUGUUAUGAAUGAUCUUGUAUCCUUAUCCUGC